This is a messenger RNA of Echinostoma caproni, 975 nucleotides long. The record is from the annotation of a GenBank genome assembly. NCBI's taxonomy places the organism in Eukaryota, Metazoa, Platyhelminthes, Trematoda, Plagiorchiida, Echinostomatidae.
AUGAAGCAUGCAAAAUUAGCUCGUGGAAUGAAAAGAGAUGCCGCUUUGGUCGCUUUGAGUGCAAACCGCAGCAUUUCGGAGAUAGCCAAGUUUUUAAAAGUUUCCAGAUCCUUUGUGUAUAGACUGAAGAAAGACCCAAGUGGUUUUCACAACAAGAAGUCGUCCGUACCGACGAAGGGAAAGCUUUCACGAAAAUUGAAGAUUCCGAUCACACAACAAUGUACAAAAACGGCGUGGGAAUUGGCCACUCAUGAGGUUUCUCUCUCUUGGCUCCCGGUUGAUGCCGAUCGGAAUGUUCCAGCGAACGCAAUCGAAGCCGGAUCCGGUUUGUAUGUUAUACGAGCGAGACAAGGUAGAAAUACCUUCCCCGGUAAAUGGUCUGGUAAAAUGCCGUACGCGUCCAUAUCGUACGAUGGGGAAGAAUUUAAGGUUACCGACUUCGAAGUGCUGUGUGACACGUCAAUAAUCGGAAGUAUGCCACGCAAGACAAUGAAAAAUGCAAGCUUGACACGGGGAAUGAAGAGACAUGCCGUUCUGGUCGCUUUACGUGCCAACCGUGAUGCAGGAGAGAUUGAAAAAUUCCUCAGAGUGUCCAGAUCAUUCGUGUACCGAUUGAAGUCUGUCCACAAGGAUUCCGGCAAAAAUAAGUCUUCCGGUCCAGUAACCAACCGGCGUUCCCGAUACUCCGAGAUUCAGAACGAUGUGCCGUGCAAAAAGAUGGCGUCCGAAGUGGCAACUCACGAGGCUACUCUCUCAUGGAUCCCGGUCGACGCGAACUGGACUGUCCGACUGAAUGCCAUCGAAGCCAAUCCGGGAUUUUAUGUAAUACGAGCGAGGCAGGGAUUAGAUACUGUCCCAGGCAAAUGGUCUGGUAACAUUCCGUACGCGUCCAUCCCCUAUGGUAACAAAGAACUCAAAGUUACUGAGUUCGAGGUACUGUGUGAUAGCUUUUUCGGUAAAAUUCUGCCAGCGUAA